UCAAUUAAGAUUUACGAUCAAUUUUCAAUAUUAUUUUGAUUGAAAAGCGAUAUAAACAGGUAAUCUUAUAAAUGAACCCAGAAAAACAACCAAUUCAAUAUUUCGCGUCCAUCAGAAUCAACAUGUCCAAAUUUAUUUUACACGGGACCUUAAUCAUUCUUGUAUGGAGCUGUCUUCACAGUAAAAUUUCAGGAUUUUUUCUCCCAGCAUAUGAAGAUAGCACUUUGAUACAUGUAUCAACAGGAAAUGAUGGUCCAGAUUAUGCUCCUCCAGGAUAUGGCUCUCCAGGAUAUGGUUCACAAAGAUAUGGUCCUCCAGGAUAUGGCUCUCCAGGAUAUGGUUCACAAGGGUAUGGCCGUCCAGAAUAUGGAUAUGGAGGUUAUCCAUCCUAUGCGGAUUCAGAACCAACGAUCAUAAUAGAUGCCUAUUGAACUGAUAAUAUUAAAUAAAUACUGACCAAACAUCUUA
Molecule: messenger RNA, 468 nt
Organism: Harmonia axyridis
Lineage: Eukaryota; Metazoa; Arthropoda; Insecta; Coleoptera; Coccinellidae
Product: peroxisomal membrane protein PEX13-like
Exons: 2
Coding region: 72-431 (119 amino acids)
Source: RefSeq, a predicted model, not a curated record